This is a messenger RNA of Wickerhamiella sorbophila, 633 nucleotides long. RefSeq names its product Protein OPI10. Gene Ontology annotation, cellular component: nucleus; cytosol. The record is from RefSeq and is a predicted model, not a curated record. Gene Ontology annotation, molecular function: nuclear import signal receptor activity. Gene Ontology annotation, biological process: protein import into nucleus. The transcript has a single exon. The coding region runs from base 1 to 633 and encodes 210 amino acids. NCBI's taxonomy places the organism in Eukaryota, Fungi, Ascomycota, Dipodascomycetes, Dipodascales, Trichomonascaceae.
AUGUUUGGCAUCGUGUGCGGUGGUCGUCCUGUUGACACCAAUGUGCAACAGAUUGAGCCGGUUAAAUUUGUAUACGUUAUUCAAGAAGCCGCCAAAAUCAACCACAUGGCAAUUUUUCUUCUUCCCGGUACAGCGUUACCGCCUGGAUCAGCGGCUAGUGUGUAUGCCCAGCUGCCUGGGAAGGACUUCAGUUUGCUCGGGGUGCUAACCGAGGAGAAGCAGUCGGCAAUUUUCCGAUUCAAUAUCCAGACCGAAGCGAACCACGGAACCGACGUAGAUAUGAUGAUGGAUGAUGUUGAUGGCACAGCUGCCGUAGAUCAGUUUGCGAUCACAAUUGGCAUUUCCCUGGAGCCGCUCGAGCAGGCGGAGCUCCAGCUUGCUGCCGCCAAGCAGGCACAGGUGGCAGUCAAACAGCGGCUCAUUAUGCCCGCCAAGCCGGUGACUACGCCGGCCCCGGACCGGCCCGACGACAUUGCGAGUCUGGCAAACAAGAUCGUCACUAACGCUUACAACUAUAUGUCGAGCUUUGUUAGUCCUCAGGGCCAGGUGCCCAUUAAGGCGUUCGACGAGUGGUGGAAUAAGUUUAAAGCGAAAUUAGCCGCCAAUCCUUCGUUCCUGAAUAAUUUAGAUUAA